Pocillopora verrucosa is the source of this 709-nucleotide messenger RNA. RefSeq names its product peptide methionine sulfoxide reductase MsrB-like. The record is from RefSeq and is a predicted model, not a curated record. Gene Ontology annotation, cellular component: cytoplasm. NCBI's taxonomy places the organism in Eukaryota, Metazoa, Cnidaria, Anthozoa, Scleractinia, Pocilloporidae. Gene Ontology annotation, molecular function: peptide-methionine (R)-S-oxide reductase activity. Gene Ontology annotation, biological process: response to oxidative stress; protein repair.
GUUAAAUUUUUAAUGACGUCAUAUCCUUCCGCUAUAAAUUUCAUGGUGAGUAUUUCCAGAAAAGGUCAGAUCGAAGAUAGCGAGUCUGCGAAUAUGUGGCAAGUUUUUCCACCAAAAGAUUCUGUACAGAAUUUUCCUGUGAAAUUUUCACGUCGAGCAACCAAGACAGAACAAGAACCAUACAAGGUUGAAUUUAGCGAGAAGGAACUUAGAGAGAGACUUACCCCACAACAGUACCGUGUGACACAGGAGAAGGGAACAGAAAGAGCAUUUACUGGUGAGCUUGUGAAUAACAAGAAAGCUGGUGUGUAUAGAUGUGUUGUGUGUGGCAAGGAGCUGUUUUUGUCUGACACCAAGUUUGAUUCAGGGUCUGGUUGGCCUUCAUUCUGGGACACACCUACAGAUGGGACUGUCAGAAAAAUUACAGAUACUUCACAUUUUAUGACAAGAACUGAAGUCACUUGUGCUGAUUGUGGUGCCCAUUUAGGACAUGUGUUUGAUGAUGGCCCAAGGCCAACAGGACAGAGAUACUGUAUAAAUUCAGCUUCACUCAAAUUUGAUCCUUCAAAAGGUGCUGACAAAAAUAAAAAGAGUGAAUUGUAAGGAAGGUCAUAGCUCCAAUAACUAUGGUAAACCAGUUUUGUGAUAGCAUUAGUUAGUUUUUCUUUUGUAAUGGCUACAUAAAGUGGCAUCUGAUUAUUAAUAGACU